AUGACUCAUUUACAUGAGAAACGUGAUCUCAAAGAUGACCAAGAUGAUGCAGAUAGUGGUGAUGAAAGUCCUAGUACCACUACUUCUCCAGAAUCUCCGAGUGAUAAAACCUUGGGAAAGAAACCAGGAGUGGGCGUUCGAAGGUCGGAAAAACCACCGUAUUCAUAUAUAGCUUUGAUUGUCAUGGCCAUACAAGCAAAUCCUACCAGAAGAUGUACUUUAAGUGAAAUUUAUCAGUAUCUUCAACAAAAGUUUCCUUUCUUUAGAGGUACUUAUCAAGGCUGGAAGAAUUCUGUACGACACAAUCUCUCAUUGAAUGAGUGCUUUAUAAAAUUACCUAAAGGUAUUGGACGUCCAGGUAAAGGUCACUAUUGGACCAUUGACCCAGCAGCAGAGUUCAUGUUUGAGGAGGGAUCAUUCAGACGUCGCCCUCGGGGAUUCCGAAGAAAGUGC
Lottia gigantea (owl limpet) is the source of this 453-nucleotide messenger RNA. RefSeq lists its product as hypothetical. The record is from RefSeq and is a predicted model, not a curated record. Gene Ontology annotation, biological process: animal organ morphogenesis; regulation of transcription by RNA polymerase II. Gene Ontology annotation, molecular function: DNA-binding transcription factor activity, RNA polymerase II-specific; RNA polymerase II cis-regulatory region sequence-specific DNA binding. Gene Ontology annotation, cellular component: nucleus. The transcript has a single exon. The annotation marks the transcript as partial. Lineage: Eukaryota; Metazoa; Mollusca; Gastropoda; Lottiidae.